Messenger RNA from Sphaeramia orbicularis (orbiculate cardinalfish), 1854 nucleotides. RefSeq names its product zinc finger protein 502-like. Gene Ontology annotation, molecular function: RNA polymerase II transcription regulatory region sequence-specific DNA binding; DNA-binding transcription factor activity, RNA polymerase II-specific. Lineage: Eukaryota; Metazoa; Chordata; Actinopteri; Kurtiformes; Apogonidae. Bases 319 to 1428 code for a protein of 369 amino acids. The record is from RefSeq and is a predicted model, not a curated record. The transcript is spliced from 3 exons. Gene Ontology annotation, biological process: regulation of transcription by RNA polymerase II. Gene Ontology annotation, cellular component: nucleus.
GAUGUUAGUCGGUGGGUUUGGACACAGAUUCUCAUCUUUUGAUACUUAGGAGCAGUUUGAGCUCAAAUCUCCCCAAGUCUUUUUCCUCCUGGAUAUCUCGGUGCUCUCCGCUAUAGUUAGUCGGUACCGGAGCUCCUAACUCUCGUGCAGUGAAGCGGAGACGGUCACUGGAUGUAAAUUCGGGCUGUGUGAGCUGCACUAACGUCCAUGUGCAAAGUUCUGUCCAACAUCCCAUUCUGAAAGAAGCCAAAGGUGGAUUUGAACUGAAACCUAAAAUCAUAUCUGGAGGAAGACCAAGAUCAGCUGAUUCCAGCAAACAUGGAUGGAAGACCCACCUGUGACCAGUGUGGGAAGACUUUCACCAGAAUGAGUGGGCUGAAGAAACACCUACGUAUCCACACUGGAGAAAAACCAUAUAACUGUGACCAGUGUGGGAAGAGUUUUAUCACAACAACCAUCUUAAAAGAACACCAACGCAUCCACACUGGAGAAAGACCAUAUGACUGUGACCAGUGUGGGAAGACUUUCAUCACAGCAAGUCACUUAAAAAUCCACCAACGCAUCCACACUGGAGAACGACCAUAUUUCUGUGACCAGUGUGAGAAGACUUUCAUCACAGCAAGUCACUUAAAAAUCCACCAACGCAUCCACACUGGACAACGACCAUAUUACUGUGACCAGUGUGAGAAGACUUUUAGCACAUCAAGUGUCUUUAAAUAUCAUCAACGCAUUCACACUGGACAACGACCAUAUAACUGUGACCAGUGUGGGAAGACUUUCAGCACAGCAGGUCAGUUAAAAAUCCACCAACGCAUCCACACUGGAGAAAAACCAUAUAACUGUCAACAGUGUGAGAAGACUUUUGCCACCGCAGGUCAAUUAAAGAAGCACCAGCGUAUACACACUGGAGAAAGACCAUAUAACUGUAACCAGUGUGGGAAGACUUUCAUCACAAUGAGUGUACUGAAGCGACACUUACGCAGUCACACUGGGGAAAAACCAUAUGACUGUGACCAGUGUGGGAAGACAUUUACCACUGGACGUUAUUUAAAAAUCCACCAACGCAUCCACAGGGGAGAGAGACCAUAUAACUGUGAUCAGUGUGAGAAGACUUUCACCUCAUCACAUCCCUUAAAAAUCCACCAACGCGUCCACAAGGGAGAAAGACCAUAUGACUGUGACCAGUGUGGGAAGACUUUCACCACAGCAAGUGACUUAAAAACGCACCAACGCAUUCACACUGGAGAAGAACCAUACAACUGUGACCAGUGUGAGAGGACUUUCAGAUCCCAUUCCGCUUUAUAUUCUCAUCAUCGUGUUCACCACAAGAAUUUGAUGUACUCCUGUGAUAAGUGUACAAAGACAUUCUGGUCCUAUUCCUCUUACAGGUAUCAUCAACGGACCCAUAUUGGAUCCCAAUCAGUGUAGAUUUAGUGACAGAUCUCUUAUCACAGGUUCACAAUGUACCAAACAUGAACGUGCCAAACAUUUCUACAGAAGACAAACACUGAACAGUUGUACAAAAAUAAGACUCUAGACAAUCAGUGUCAUAACACACCAAAACAGUUGGCGUGUUAUCAGUGUCCAAACAGAUUAUGAUCAUCCUCUACUCUCUCCAAUCAUCAGCACUGAUGUGAAUCAUCAGUGUCUGGACCAAACAGUACCUCAGCGUCAGAUGAGAAGAAGAAAACCAGUGUGUGUGAACCAGCAGCACCGACUUCUUCUGACAAGAACAUCAGACUUCAAAACCUCCAGAUCAGGCUUCACAGGAUCCAGAUGUGAAGACAAACAUCAGACUGAAAGCUGUGUUUUGUUGUCUUCAGAGUACAGAAGUGUGUUCAAAUGCACCAUCUU